CUCAUCAGUCCUAGUCGGUCGACGCUCCAGAACGGACACGCACGACGGGACACGGGGACAAGACAAACAAAUCGUUGCCAAGAUGGCCGGUGCCGCGACCACCAUGACGAUGCCCAGGAAGACGGUGGUGCUCUACCCGUCGCCGGGCAUGGGCCACCUGGUCUCCAUGAUCGAGCUCGGGAAGAUCUUCGCCGCCCGCCACCUCGCCGUCACAAUCGUCGUCGUCGACCCGCCGUUCAACACCGGCGCGACGGCCCCGUUCCUUGCCGGCGUCUCGGCGGCCAACCCUUCCAUAUCCUUCCACCGUCUCCCCCCGGUGAAGCUCCUCGAGCCGGUGGAGUCCAAGCACCAGGAGGCGCUGACCUUCGAGGUCGCCCGCGUCUCCAACCCGCACCUCCGCGACUUCCUCCUCGCCGGCGGCGCCUCCCCGUCCGUCCUCGUCAUCGACUUCUUCUGCAGCGUGGCCCUGGACGUGGCCGCGGAGCUCGGCGUCCCGGCCUACUUCUUCUUCACGUCGGGCGCGGCGAUCCUGGCUUUCCUGCUCCAUCUCCCGGUGCUGCACGGCCAGAGCACGGCGAGCUUCCGGGACAUGGGGGAAGAAGAGAUGGUGCACGUGCCGGGGAUCCCCUCGCUGCCGGCGACGCACCUCAUCCUGCCGAUCAUGGACCGCGACGACGCAGCAUACACGGGGUUCCUGAACAUGUGCGGCGACCUGUGCCGUUCCCAGGGGGUCAUCGUCAACACCUUCCGCUCGCUGGAGCCUCGCGCGGUGGACGCCAUCGCCGCCGGGCUCUGCACACCGUCAGGCGUGCCGGCUCCUCCGGUGCACUGCAUCGGACCGCUGGUGAAGCAGGAGGAGACGGCCGUGAGCCGCGGCGGCGUGGAGUGCCUGGCGUGGCUGGACACCCAGCCCGAGGCGAGCGUGGUGUUCCUCUGCUUCGGCAGCCUCGGCCGGUUCGACGUGAGGCAGACGAGGGAGGUGGCGACGGGGCUGGAGGCGAGCGGGCAGAGGUUCGUGUGGGUGGUGCGGAGCCCACCCAGCGACGACCCGGCGAGGAAGUACGAGACGCCGCCGGAGCCCGACCUGGCCGCUCUCCUUCCUGAGGGCUUCCUGGAACGCACCGAGGGCAGGGGCCUCGUGAUCAAGUCGUGGGCGCCGCAGCGCGACGUGCUGGCGCACGGCGCGGUGGGCGGUUUUGUGACGCACUGCGGGUGGAACUCGGUGCUGGAGUCCGUCAUGGCGGGCGUGCCGAUGCUGGCAUGGCCGUUGUACGCGGGGCAGCGUAUGAUUAGGGUUUUCUUGGAGGAGGAGCUCCGGCUGGCCGUGGCGGUGCAAGGGUACGACAAGGAAGGCGGCGUUGUGGAGGCCGGGGAGGUGGCGGCGAAGGUGAGGUGGAUGAUGGACUCCGACGGCGGGAGGGCGCUCCGGGAGCGCGCGCAGGCGGCGAUGCGACGGGCCAGGGAGGCUGUCUGCGAGGGCGGGGAGUCUGAGGUGACGUUGGCACGUCUGGUGGACGCGUGGACACUUGCUUGAUCUGUUAUUGUUACUUCGUGGUACUGCUUGUGUUAGAUCGGGCGAGUUAUCAUGUCCGGCGAUAAAGUUGGUCUCGUGGUGAUCUUGGUUGCUCUUGGUGGCCAAU
This is a messenger RNA of Lolium rigidum, 1640 nucleotides long. Its product is annotated as UDP-glycosyltransferase 88F5-like. The coding region runs from base 83 to 1534 and encodes 483 amino acids. The transcript has a single exon. Lineage: Eukaryota; Viridiplantae; Streptophyta; Magnoliopsida; Poales; Poaceae. Gene Ontology annotation, molecular function: UDP-glycosyltransferase activity. The record is from RefSeq and is a predicted model, not a curated record.